AAAUGAAGGUAUUUUUGCUUCCAUUAAUGGGGUAAACAGUUUGGAAACUUAGCCUUUCAAAUUUACUCAACAAAUAUUCCAAUAAACACAGUUUCGGCUUCACUCCACCCUCUUCUUCUGUAAUUGCAUUCCACCACGCUAUCUUCCAGAAGUUGUUGUCUAUCUUCGGAAGGCAACUCAUUUGAUAAUAGAUCUGGACGGAAUUCAUCGGUAUCGUUGUUGUUGAUGUUCGAUUGUCGUCGUCUUUGCUGUUAUGCUGCCAUUCUUUCCGCAGUCCGCUGUUAAACUUAGGUGAAACAGGUUCUUACUUCAGAAUUGGGAGCUGACAUAAUAUUUCCAUGGGUGUCUCUGGGAAAUGGAUUAAAGCCUUGAUUGGUCUAAAGAAGUCAGAGAGGUCUCAAUCUUCCGAUAAAGAUGGAAAAAAAGCUGGAAGUUUUCGCCACAGAAGAAGAAAGCAUUCUAUAGACAUUGACACUGAUGUACUUAAGGAAGAGUUCAAUCAGAACGUUCUGCCAAAGUCAGAUGUCAACACCUCUGUAAUACCAGAUGGUUCCUCCCUUUCUAGCUCACAUCAAGUGCAGGGCAUAGCUCAAGUGCAAUGUCAUUCAAGAGAAGAAUUAGCAGCCAUACGUAUCCAAACAGCUUUCAGAGGAUUUUUGGCUAGACGGGCUCUCCGAGCUUUGAAGGGACUAGUGAGACUUCAAGCCCUUGUCAGGGGUCAUGCUGUGAGGAAGCAAGCUGCAAUAACUCUUCGCUGUAUGCAAGCUCUAGUUAGAGUUCAGGCACGUGUACGUGCCAGACGAGUUCGCCUGGCAUUGGAGAAUCAGACAACAAAACAGAAACUGCAGCAGCAACUUGAACACGAGACUCGAGUUCAAGAAAUUGAAGAUGGAUGGUGUGAUAGUGUGGGGUCUGUGGAAGAAAUUCAUGCCAAGUUGAUAAAGAGGCAGGAGGCUGCCGCCAAGCGUGAGAGAGCCAUGGCUUAUGCACUCGCUCAUCAGUGGCAGGCAGGUUCCAGGCAGCAAGCAGCUCCCUCUGGAUUUGGUUUUGAACCAGAUAAAAACAGUUGGGGUUGGAACUGGUUGGAGAGAUGGAUGGCAGUGCGGCCCUGGGAGAAUCGUUUUCUUGAUAGCAAUAUGAAAGAUGAAGUAAAACUUAAUGAGAGUGGAGGAUCAACCCAAGGCAACAAUGGGACUAAAUCUGCCAUGAGAUCUGCAGGCAAGAAGCCUGUACAAAUAGAUAUUUUGAACCAAAAAACGGGUCCAUCUCCUCCAGAUGGAUCUACUUCUUUCCCUAAAAUGUCAACAUACAUUCCGGUCAUAGAUUCUACUAUGUCUUCGAAGCCAAAGAAUAAGCCAACUGUUGAAGAUAAUGAAGAAGCUGGCCAAAGACGAGAUAUUGUGUCAAGAUCUCACAGCAAUCCUAAAGAGAGAUCAUCUAGACUUUCUGAUAGUAAGCAAGCUAAGAAGCGAAUGUCUCUACCUAAUGCUGGACAAGAGCGUGUACUCCAUUACAACAGGCAACCUGAUGGUCCAAGCUCUGUGAAAAAGACACCCAAUGCCCACAAAAUCUUGAAGGAUAAAAUGGUGUUGAAUGGAGGCAAUUUAAACCAAACAAAAUCUAUCAUGUAAACGAACAUGCCCACGCAAGCCAGUUAUGCUUUUAUUUUUCUCCAUUUUCAAUCAUGGUUGUAUGAGAGUGUACAUAUUGGACCUUCACACGAGGAUAAGAUCACAGGGUCAUGAUUCAUUAAGAGAGUAGGAUGUCGAGAAAUAAUACUUUCAGAGGGACAGUGAAGCUUGGUUUGUCAUUAGUGUCAAUUUCCAUGGAUAUUUAUGUAAUGUGAAGUUAUUUGUCUUUUAUUCUUUGAUUGAUCAAAGAUAUGUUCUAUCUAGAGCUUUGAUGA
Messenger RNA from Impatiens glandulifera, 1906 nucleotides. RefSeq names its product protein IQ-DOMAIN 5-like. Gene Ontology annotation, molecular function: protein binding. NCBI's taxonomy places the organism in Eukaryota, Viridiplantae, Streptophyta, Magnoliopsida, Ericales, Balsaminaceae. The transcript has 7 exons. The coding region runs from base 339 to 1631 and encodes 430 amino acids. The record is from RefSeq and is a predicted model, not a curated record.